Molecule: messenger RNA, 10471 nt
Organism: Caretta caretta (loggerhead turtle)
Lineage: Eukaryota; Metazoa; Chordata; Testudines; Cheloniidae
Source: RefSeq, a predicted model, not a curated record
GUGUGAGGCGGCAUCCGCGCGCCCCCGGCACCGAGCGGCAGCGCUAGCGGCAGCAGCAGCUUCGCCGCGGAGCUGGCGGAGGCGGCGCGGAUGGUGAGAGGAGCCGCCCGGCAGCGCCUGCCCCGCACUGGCCCGGCCUCCAGAACAACAGGCCUGGUGGAGAAGCCUUCUCGCAAACGGAAAUCCAGCUGUUGUAGAGUAUCCUGUCUGCCACAGUGGAGCACUGCAGAAUCCAGGGGCCUUGCCACAGGAUUUAGGUCAAGCUUGCUGCGGAGCACAGAGGACCUGGGGACUGAAUUUGCCCUAAAAGAAAUCAUGUCAUCUGGAGGAGCUGAAGAUGAUAUCCCUCAGGGAGAGAGGAAAACGGUCACAGACUUUUGUUACCUACUGGAUAAAUCUAAACAGCUCUUCAAUGGCUUAAGAGAUUUGCCUCAGUAUGGGCAGAAGCAGUGGCAGUCCUAUUUUGGGCGAACCUUUGAUGUUUACACUAAACUCUGGAAAUUUCAACAGCAGCAUAGACAAGUACUGGACAAUCGAUAUGGAUUGAAGAGGUGGCAGAUUGGGGAAAUUGCCUCCAAGAUUGGGCAGCUCUACUACCAUUAUUACCUGCGGACGUCUGAAACCAGCUACCUGAAUGAGGCCUUCUCCUUCUAUUCAGCUAUUAGACAGAGAUCAUAUUACUCCCAAGUCAAUAAAGAGGACAGGCCUGAACUGGUGGUUAAGAAGCUGCGUUACUAUGCAAGGUUUAUAGUGGUUUGUCUUUUGCUCAACAAAAUGGAUGUUGUGAAGGACCUCGUAAAGGAAUUGUCAGAUGAAAUUGAAGAUUACACUCACCGCUUUAACACUGAGGACCAGGUGGAGUGGAACCUGGUUCUUCAAGAGGUGGCGGCUUUUGUUGAGGCAGAUCCUGUGAUGGUUUUAAAUGAUGACAAUACCAUUGUAAUCACCUCCAACCGACUGGCUGAAACAGGGGCCCCAUUGCUGGAGCAGGGAAUGAUCGUGGGACAGCUCACUCUUGCAGAUGCAUUAAUUAUUGGGAAUUGCAAUAACCAGGUAAAGUUCAGUGAAUUAACGGUUGACAUGUUCCGAAUGUUGCAAGCACUGGAAAGGGAACCAAUGAACUUGGCUUCACAAAUGAACAAACCUGGAAUGCAGGAGUCGACUGAGAAACCUGCUAGGCGGGAAAAUCCCCAUAAGUACUUGCUGUAUAAACCUACCUUCAGCCAGCUGUAUACGUUCUUAGCAGCAGCGUUUAAGGAGCUGCCUGCGAACAGUGUGCUGCUAAUCUACUUGUCGGCCACUGGCGUGUUUCCCUCAGGUCGUUCGGAUAGUGAAGGUCCUUAUGAUUUUGGUGGUGUCCUUACAAACAGUAACCGGGACAUUAUAAAUGGUGAUGCUAUCCACAAACGGAACCAAUCUUACAAGGAGAUGCACUGGUCACAAAACUUCAGAGAUGGCCUUCACCCUGGUGAUCUCUACCCUUUCACAAGAAAGCCCCUAUUUAUCAUUGUGGACUCCUCAAACAGUGUUGCCUAUAAGAAUUUCACAAACUUAUUUGGACAGCCACUGGUGUGCUUGCUUUCUCCAACAGCGUAUCCAAAAGCAUUACAAGAUCAGUCUCAGCGGGGUAGCCUCUUCACCCUCUUUCUGAACAAUCCUUUAAUGGCAUUCCUAUUUGUCUCUGGAUUAUCAAGCAUGCGCAGAGGAUUGUGGGAGAAGUGUCAAGAUUACCUUAGAAAAAUCAACCGGGAUAUCGCCCAGCUGCUGACCCAUUCUCGCUCCAUAGAUCAGGCAUUUCUUCAGUUUUUUGGGGAUGAAUUUCUUCGUUUACUUCUAACAAGAUUCGUCUUCUGCUCAGCCACCAUGAGGAUGCACAAAAUUUUCCGGCAGGAAACUCGAAAUUACCCUGAAUCUUAUCCCCAACUGCCACGAGAUGAAACCGUGGAGAACCCUCACCUCCAAAAACACAUUCUGGAGCUGGCUUCCAUCCUGGAUGUUAGAAAUGUGUUCCUGGAAAACACCAUUGAUGACUAUUAAAAGAAACACUUCCUUACUGCAACAGGAUUUGCCUAGCCACAGACUUUGAAUGGUGCAGUUUUCUAAUGUGAAAAUCCACAAAAGGAGUUACUUGAUUUUAUUUUAAAAUUUGGGAUUUUUUUUCUUUUUUUUAAAUUAGCCCAGCUGCCCCAUUCUGUAUGGGGUCAAUUUUAUAAACGAAUCUUUUCACAUCUUUUAAAUGUUAAACUAAGGAAUCCCUGGAGUUUUAUUUUUGUUUUGGUGGUUGAAAGCAACCAUAUCUAGAUCCUAAGCAUAAAAAUAUUAUUGGUCAAUUUUAGCCCACUUUAUGGAAAUCCUUUAUUUUUAUACAGUUUUAAAAAAUUGGAAGCAAAAACCCAAUAGAAAACCAAUAUUUUAUCCCCAAAGAGUUUGGAUUUGAAAUGAUAAAGCUGGAAACACAUAAUGCAAACCAGCAAGAGCAAUAAAAGAAACAGCCCUUCAUAACAAAUAUAUUUUUUUCAAUCUUAGGUGAGUAAUUAGACAAAGUUGUGCUAGAACAAAUGGCAGUUGGAGCAGUGGGUUUGGAGUGAUGCUGCAGAGGGAUCUCCUGACAUCUAGUGUUCCAUGUAAAUUAGUAAUUUAAAUCUUCUACUGAGCAGCACUUCUGGCCAAGAACACAAGUCCCCUCCUGCCUGCUUGGGUGUAGAUAGCAGGCUGGUGGCAUAUAUUACAAAAUUAACAAACUUGGCCCCAUUUCCUCAGUAUAGCAAGGUCUGUCACACCUCCAUGUCUUGUCAGAGCCACCACCCUUUUGGUUGAGGAUGCUGGUCCAUAACUCCUCUUGAGUCAGUCAGUAGAGCUUCUUAAUCACCGGGGCAGGGGGUGGAGGGUGUCUCCCUUCUUACCUCGUAGAGUGAAUGAAGUGAGUGGCUUCUGCAGUAUUCUCAGCCCUUGGUGAGUCUCUGCCUGGAAAUCAAACCAGUCUCCCAUAGUAGUACUGAGUUCCAGCCCUUCCCAACAGAGAAACACCUGGCAGGAAGCCUCUUGGGGUUGGUGUGCUGUUGCCUGCUUUAACAAUGGGAUGAUCUUUCAUGGGAUCCUUGUGACCCUAGAAGUGCUUUUUUCUUAUGUUAUAAUGGUUAAUAAGUGCUGCCACAGAGCACUGUAGCCCUUCAUGAGUAUGGUGAGGGCCCAUCACUCCACCCCACUCCCUACAUGUCUGCUCCAAGUCCUGCUCUGACAGCAUUUUUCAAAUGAGCCACUGGGAGGCUGAGCAGAGGGAAGGUGUGUGAGGCACAUAGUCACCAAUAAACCCCAAAACACAGCUAGUGGGGAUUGGUUUAUAGGUAUCACCGCUUCUGCUGUGCCCCUUUAAUUGCACAGUUAUUCCACCCAGACCUAGACAAUAUCCAGCAGGGCUCUAUAAAGUCUGCAUCAAGGAACAUAAUGAUUUGUACGAAAUUCAAAGCUAAGGUAGAGAAGGUGUUUGCUGGAGAAGUAGGAGGGUAAAGCUACCAAAGCAAUGCCCUCCUAGCUUCAGAACAGGCUCCAGGAGCUCUUGCACCCCUUUACAGAAAGGAGGCAUGGAGGAGGGAAGCACUGGAACAGUAGAAGGAUUUUGGCUUCUAUGAAGCAAAUGUUCUAAACACCCAAUCUAAUAGCCUGUAGACACUCAGCUUUGAGACUGGCUCCACUUCAGUUGCUGGCAGUGUAAAAGCCAGCUUGUCCCAAAGCCAAGACUGAAGCACAACUGAUUUUUGUAGGCUCCAGUGUUUGGUUUUUAAAGAUCUGUAAAAUGAAUAGUGGGCUUUUAACUGAAAAUACUCAUUCUACCAAGAAGGUGUUUACUUUAAAUCCAGUGAAAGGCAAGUCUAUGGAGAUAUGGAUUGUAAUUUUUGUAUCUGAAAUUGUACAACAGAUUGUCAAAUGGCCUGAAAUGACAGGUCUAGAAAUAAUGAUAGCAAAGCAAACUGUGGUCAUCUUGUUUCUGUGUGAAUAUAAGGUGUAUGGUGCUGGAAAGGCUGCCUUUUGGCUUUUUGUUCUGCAUGGCUGUAUUGCUGUGUGAAGUGAAGUCCCGUGGAGUGCUCCCUGUACUGUAAUGCCGAAACCUGUAAUGGAGCAAGGACACCAUGCUGGACUCUGUUGUGUCCUUACAGAAUGUAGUAUAUGGUACCACAGUGGGAAUGUUUUAAGCUGUUACAUGAAAGCGGUUUUGUUCUGCGUUCAUUGUACCAAUGCUGGAAAAUGGGGAGGAGUCUGAGUAGCCCUUUAAUUUUGAGGUCUAGUCCAAUGUUUCAAUUUUUAAAAUGAGUUUUUGGUAGCUUCCUUACCUUGGAGCCUACUUCAGUGGGCCUCUUCACAGAAUCACAUAGUGAUGUGACCAUCUUCUUGUUUGGAAUAGCCAGGGGCUGAGGGUGCUACAGGUCAGGAUUGGUGCCCAUCAGCACUGCUGUAGGGGAGUCCAGUCAGAACAGCAGUGGGUGUUACAGAGUAGGUGGCAGGCAUGAAGCUUCCAUAGCACUUGCUGGCACUGGGCUGGGCUGUAGCCAAGUCCUUCACUCCCAUGGGCACUACAAAUCAAUGGAACAUUAUGAGAAGAAUUUCUUUUAGCAGACCUCUAGUUGAUGAUGCAGUUCUUUUCUGUGGAGCUGUGGUUCUUCCGUCACCCUUCUUUGAGAUUGAGUUUAUUUUAAAAUAAAUAUGUAUAUACUCAGUGUUUGUGUGUUUAUGUACAGUACACACCCACCUACCUGUUGGGUGUGCUUGUAAAUAUGUAUAGAUAUUUGUAUAUAGGAAGGUCUUGAGAUAAUAAAUGUAUAUAUAAAUAUUAUAUAUACACACGUACGCCAAUUGGAUUGCAUUCUAUGAGGGUGUUUUAGAAGCAUUAUUCAAGAUGCUGUAGUUAAGUUUGUGAUUGCAUUACAUUGUAAUCCUCUAUUUUCAGGGGCUUAUGUUUGGUAAAUAAAAUAAUUUGGGGCUAAAACUAGGUGCAGCAGGCCUCAUCCAGUGAGCAGGGGGGUUUCUUUUACAAAUGUAAAUAUUCCAAUUCACACUGAAAUUAUAGUAAUUUUGUGACGUGAACCAACAGAAUCCCGGAAACGUGAAGCUUGAGGCUGAUUUGCCCUUUCCCAUGGGCAUGAAGUCCCAAUCACACAAUGGAGUGUUUGCAUUAAUGUUUAGUUUUUCUUUUGUCAUAACUUUCAUGGAGCAUCCUUUGUAUGCAGAUGUGUAGGGGAAGCCAUGUAGGAAUAUGGAAAUCUUUGUAGUCGCAGCACAAAGGGAGGGAACACAGCAUCUGUGUUACCUUCCCCCUCCUGCACUUCAACAUUAAAUAAGCUAGAAGCUCAGUCCCAAGUCACUGCACUGUGACUGUAAUGAAAUCCCAUGUUUAGCUUUGACUGUUGUGGUUCCAUUUCACUUCCCUGCAGCUGGGAAUAGCAUGUGUACGUGAGCUUGGAAGAAAAGAUUCCAUUAGCAUGCCCUCUUUGUGUCCUGGUGAACCCUUGUGGAAUGUGGUUUGUGAGCUGAUGGGGAAGCCCUGAUGCUUUUCUUCUGCUCAGCCUGGAUGAAGAAGAGUCUCUCUGCUUAUGGUGCAUCUGUGUGACUUCUAUGUCUACAGGACCAAGUGAUGUAUUUGGUCCUCCCUCCCCAUUAGCUGGAGUUUGCUGUAGGUCCAGUCAGACAGGCACAUGAAGAGAGGACUGGUAGAAGAGGCUGGUUUAGAAUCUGAAAAGAAUGAGAACUUUAAGUCAAAAUCGAAACAUGUCAUCUACUCGGCCUGAAUCUAAAAAGUCAGAGAUGCACUUUUUAAAGGAGUCUCUUAUUCCCUUCUUUGCUAUUCUAUCAUAUCUGGUUGGUCUUGUUCAGAAUUCUUGCUAUUAAUCAAACUUGACAACAGGGAUUUUCAAAGAGUGAACUUCAUUUAUCUUGUUCCAACAGUUUGUCCCAUUCAAACUUACUUUAACUCAUCCAUUGUAAAUGGUGGAUUCUCUGUUACUUGGACUUCAGUAACUCAGCCAGGGACUAAGCGGUCUAUUCCAGGAGUAGGUGGGUGGGUGAAGUUCUGUGGUGUGUAAUGUGCAGGAGAUCAGAAGGUACCAUCAUGUCCAUGUAGUUUGACCUUAAAGUCUGAGUUGUCCUCAACAUGUGUAUACCUACUGUAUGCAUAGGCACGUGGAUAUCGUUGUGGAUACCUCUGUGUACAUACAGCACGCUUGUACAUAACAGAAAAAUGUUCUCCUGUUCAUUUCACGUUCAGAAAUCCUCACGGCUAGGAAGUGAAUAGUAGUGAAAGAAAGAUUGAUCUGGGAGGAUCACAGUUAUGAGAGAGGCAUGGGAGAAGUAAUGGACCCACUCUUGUCAGACCUUUUUUAAAAAAACAAACACACACAGAUGUUUCACUUGCUUACAACAGUGGAGAGAACUUGCCUUCCAAGUGCAGGAAAGGUCCUAUGAAGACAGCAAGCUGAGCCUAUAAUGUUUAGAGGAAAAUAUGCAAACUUGACUAAGUGCCUGCUUUGCAGAUUUCUUCUGUCACAGCUCCUACGUUCUGCCUAUGAUAACAUAGUGGGUAUGGUGUAAUUUACCUCCAUUGGUGGCAACCCUCUUGCCUUGUAUUCCUCUGCUAUCUGGGCUUUAAAACAUCUGGCCAAGGUUACUGUUGUUGCCUUUUUUUUUCUAGGUGUCUCAGCUUAACAGCAACAAACAGGGCUGUGAAGCUUCUUAUGAAUUCAGUAAUUUCUAACCCCUCCAAGUAUAAAAAGGUGCCACCACUUUGCUGCUUGUGGAUUAGACUCUGACAGAAAUGAAGGUGCAUGAACACCUGUGAAAAAUUGAGUUGGACUCUGGAAUGAAUUCUGGAGAAGUCUCAGGUUUUGUCCUGAUGGAUUUAAAAUAAUGUUUGGCAAAUAGUGCUGAAGUAAUGGCUACUAGGAAACCUUUUGAGGGAGAGAAAAUGAGGAUAUUUCUCUCCUAAGAGUCAAAUGGAGCAUAUAGGAAUGGGAAUUCAGGCUUCAGCAGGGGCCCUUGUUAAUCUUUGGAGAUCUUAAAAUUUUAGCAGCUCUGUAAAAACUGACCCUGUGAGGAUGGGAGGAGAUGCUAAUACCUGUGUGUGAAUCUAUGGCUGCUCUUUGUAUUGUGAGGGCGCAUACAUAGAAGCCCAAAUUCCAUACAAAGUUGCAGAUAUUGGAGAGUGGAAAAGGCUUCAUGGAAAAGGCUUGAUUCCUUUAUCCUUUCAUUAGCAUCAGAACCAUAUCCAGACUUGUACAUAAACCUUUGAACCAAACUCCUUCCUGGAAGUUAAAAACCUGUGACCUCUCUGAAUAGCCCUUCUGUCUUAAUACUUUUCUUAAAUAGGCUUUGUCUACCCUAGACUUUCUCACCAUUAAAACUCAGUAGUGGUAGCAGUGGUAUACUAGAAGCCUUAAUAUAGAGUUGGCAGGACUAGGCAACAUAGCAGUUAAAACAUUACAAUUGAUCCAUACCAGGGCUCUCUCCAAUGCUACAACUGGUAGAGCUGCACCAAUAAGAACCAUGGUAAUCUUAUGGGAAAAGUCUAGUACAGACCAUGCCAUCAAACUUAGUGCAGCUGGACUGUGGUACAGUCUGGGUCUGUGUUUGCGGAUGCUGUGUGGAGGCUUGGAGGAUUGUCAUAAUGGGGCCUCUGUAUUGCCAUUGCUCUUCAGACCCUUCAUCUUAAAAAGACCCUGCCUUGUUGUUUUGUAACUCCCCCCCGCCCAGAUGAAGAGAGUUGAGGAUUUCUGAAUUAGAGUGGUCUUUCAGAAGAUUGAAGGAAUCAAUUUCCAUUCCUUCUCAGUCUUUCUGCCAGUCAGCUGUCUUCCUGUAGGUGCAUUGCUCUUAGAUCCCAACUUCACCUCCUGCUUUUGAGACUUGAGCCACAGACUUCAAAUACUGCUUACUUGUUCAGUUCAGAUACUGAAGCAGUUUUCAGAUCUUAUUCAGAGGUCAUUCCUCUGCACGUAUUCCUGCAGGGCUAGCAAAGCCUGCCAUGCAAGCUGAAGCUGCAGAAAUUCUGUUUUGCAUUUUCUCUUCAGACUGUGUUCCCUAAUAUUUGCUUACAAGAAGGAACCCCCAGGACUCUGUUACUACCACUUCUCAGUAGCAGCGCUCAGCUGAUUUGCUGGAGCAUGUACUUCUAAAAAAGCACAAGGUGCCACUACCUUCUCCUGCCCCUCCCCUAGGAUCAGCAAAUAGUACAAGGAAAAUGGGGAUGGAAAUUCAGAAAGAUGAACUCCACCUCAGGCAGCCCAUCCAUGCACAAAAUGGGAGCUUUCUGCCUUGUCUGGGAAUCAGAAUAUUUAUUGUUAAAAAUAAUUUUAUAUUGAAUUGGUUCAAAAUUAUUUUACAGCCAGGUGCCUGUAUAUCCUAUUUUGGUAAAAAAACAAAACAAAACCUAUUUUACUUAAAAGUAUAUAAAGAGAAAAUUUUUGGAGCAAAUGGACUUUUCUUGCAAGGUAGCUGUAACUCACCAAAGCAAUGUAAUUCCAGAAAAUAGUCUAUUGUCUUUGGGAGGAAAAGAAUAUAUUAUGACAUAUAUAUAUUAGAUAUUAUGACAUAUAUAUGACCACUGGACAUUUCAGGAAGAAGUUAGAGCUUCUAAGAUUAAAGUGAGAAUUGAAGUUACUUCAUUUAAAAAAAAUUCAGUUUCCACCUUAAUUCUUAUUAGUAAUUAGAAUUAAAUAACACCAAGGCCUGUUUAUUGCUUCCAUUAUCAGUUCUAAGCCUCUUUCAGUGCCAUUUUGCAAGCAGAUUUCUUGCAUGCUUUUGCUUCUGCCAGCUGGCCUUUGAUGAACCAGUGGCGCUCCAGAUUUUUCUCUGUGUUUAGCUAUACACAAACCUUAGUCUCUCAUAUUUGUGGUGACUAGACAACUUUAAGAGAAUAGAGAGUCAUAAGGAGAUGUUUGGAUAAUCCAGGUGGAAGGCAUAUUGAAAUGUCCAUGAAUGGAAACUGCAUGCAACUAAAAUGCCUAAACCACCCAACUUAAAUGGGAUGAUCCACUCUAGUUUACAAGAUUCAAGCCGAGCUUUUAAUCAGACAGCAACAGCAGCGUUUUAUGUCAAGAAGGGAUAUGAAUAUGUAAAUCAUGAUAUAUUUGGACUCAAUAAUGCCAUCUUAGCCAGAUGGAAUCCCUACUGUAAUUCAAGUGAGUAUACAUUUACUCUAUAUAUUACAAUCCUAAGGAACGCUGAAAUCAGCCAUGUGUGGAACAAGCAUGUCUGCACUUAGUAUCUGACAUUUUUUUUCCCAUGGAGACAAAUGAUUUAUGUAACUUUUUUAUAGCUUUGUAUUGUUAUUAGAAAGUAACAUGCUUGUUUUUUAACAUGUAUUGUUUGGAGGUCAUAACUUGCGGCCUUAGUGGUAUGAAAGGAAUUUUAAUAAACUGUGGCCAAUGCUUGUAUGUAACUAAAAUGUUGUUGAACUGUGAUGCCAUUUGUAGGGAAUAUACCGUUGUAUUUCUAAUAGGCGCUCUCUUCUGAAGAGAUGGAAGCACAAGAGUUUUACAUGUACGUAUCCUGUUCCAAGUGCAGCUAGUCUGUAGUGCAUGUGAUGAUGCUGUUGGGUGACAAACCUCUGUAAUGGUUCACAAAGCCUCUGUUUCCCUUUGUUACAUAACCAUGUGUCUUGUUGCCAGUUUAUCAGUCUGUUAUGACUUGAGGUUUAAAAAAAGAAAAUACUAAAGAGAAAAUAGUCCUGGUCUGACCAGUGCAGUGAGAAACCUUUCUGGUGCUGAGGGAAUCUGAGGUCAUUUUGGUUUCACAAUGUUAGAAAGGACAUUUUUCUGCAAAGUGCUACCAAGAUGAUAAUACACAUAAACAACGGUUUACAUGGUUGAUGUCGAAACCUGAUGUCUGUUUUGUGCAAUACUUAUAAGCUGUUGUCUGUUUAAUGCAUCUGAAUUGCUUAUACCAUAAUAUCUCAACCAUGGAAGUUUUCUCAUUUGUUUCAUCCCAUCUGAUAAAUCUCUUCCCAGCUUUAGUCUGUUGAUAUUGAUGAUACUUCAUGCAGUAGUUUGUGCAAAACUGUGAGAGAGAUUGUGGGUUUCAAUGGCAAAUACCCCAGCAAGAUGGCAAUAGUGGGUUUAGGACUGCCUAAUAGCCAGUGGCGACUUGUUCCUCAAAAGCGUAGUGUGUGUAUGUGCUGUCCUUUUGCUUGCUGCUGCUGGGAAGACUUAUUCCACUAAACCGACUUUCCAAUUUAACACUGUGAUUCUGCACAGAGCUGAUACAGCACCAAGGGAACGAAAUACUGUAACAAUGUUUGUUGCAUUGAAUGACCAUAUGAAAAGUGUGGGUUUUUUGCUGUUAGCGUGUUGAUGACAUUUUCACAUUGGUAAAUGUUCUCUCAAUGUGACUACAUUCAUCAGUUGUGAACUAUUGUACAUGAAUUUUUGUAUCUGAAAUCCACUCAAAUUGUGUAUGACCAAUAUAAAAUAAACAUAUUUGCUUAAACAUG